Dromaius novaehollandiae (emu) is the source of this 4559-nucleotide messenger RNA. RefSeq names its product zinc finger protein 70-like. The record is from RefSeq and is a predicted model, not a curated record. The transcript has 5 exons. Bases 614 to 2332 code for a protein of 572 amino acids. Lineage: Eukaryota; Metazoa; Chordata; Aves; Casuariiformes; Dromaiidae.
UGGCGUCAACACGGGGAACGCGAGCGCGGCGCGCGGCCGGAAGCGGUUCCGGGGGAGUGUUGGGCUGCGGCACCGGCCGGAUGUGAAGGGCGGCGAGAAGCGGCGGCGGCGGCCUGGUUUCCUGCAGUGAACAUGUGUAUGUGUGACCAAGAACAGACCUCUCCAAAACCUCUUGGUUUAAACCCAACCUGUGGUGAAGAAUCCCUCACAGGCCUUGUUCACCCCCUGCGUUUGCUUGCAGUUACCUAGUUGGAGCGCCAACCCCAACUGUACUCAGAAGUGGAGGGUCAUACUGAUGCAUCAGUCCCUUCUAGGAGCUGAUAACUUGGGACACCAGGAGGCAGCUGAAUCUGUCCAAACAUGCACUGGCAUCAACAACUGACUUGGACCAGACCACGUCCGGGAGAGCAAUUGCUGCUAUAUGCAGACAGAGACUGCAGGGUUAUACAUACACCUAAUGAGACAAAGGACCCUCUGAGGAACUUUCCAAAUCACUCUCUGGAAGCUGCUGGCAAGCUAGCGUGACCCUCAACUUCUGGUUGAGAUUUAUGGCCUCUCAGCUACUGCUCCAACCAGAGGGUCCUGUCUGGGUUGGCAGCCACUGCCGGGAGUCAUGGAAGAGCACCCGGGUCCUCCAGCCUGUGAAUUCACCUUUCCCCUGAGGCGCAUCUGCAUUUCAGAAGCAGAUGGACCUGAAGAUGAAGAGCAGGAGGAGGCUUCAGAGAAGGAUGCAGCCCAGGUGCAGCAUAGAGAAAAGACAGAGGGGAGCUCCCCAGAGCGGCUGAGGCACUCUCCCCUGCACCGUUUGGGACGGUGCUGGCAAGGGAACAGUUCUCUCACCCCUCAGGACGCAGACAGGCCUGACCAAAAGAUGGAGGAGGACAAGGAGGCUGCCCCAUCCCAAGAGCCUGAGGCACCUGGGGAGCUGCAGCCGCGCAGGCCAUUCCGUCGGAAGCACCGACUGUACUUGAAGCCCAGGACAAGCCAGGCUGCUACAUCGCUGGGACAGGGACAGGGGGAGAGAGCCGAAGAGCCAGGUCCCUCUCGGGGGAAGAGGCUACGCUUCAUCUGGGGCCAAGCCAGCGACUUCCACCAGAAGAAGAGCCUCUUGGAGAAUGGGCUGGAGGAGGUGCCCCUCAUGCCGCAGAGCAGCGAGGAAGAGGAGGAAGAAAAAGGCUCUCGGUCCUGCUCCCCUGAGCCGCGUGUUCCUGGGGAUGCCCGUCCCAAGCCAGACUUUGUGCAGCUGAUUGAUGAGCAUGGCAUCUACUCCACAGCCAAGCUGGUUUUGGGUGGCACGGCAGGUGAGCUGGAGGAGGCGGUGGUGUUGCCCUCUCAUCUGAAGCGGGGCGCAAGCAUGGCCGGGAGUGGGGCAGAGUUUGAGAUCCGCGAGGUGAUUGUGGACGAGAAGCCAUUCCAGUGUGGUGUGUGCGAAAAGGCCUUCAAGCGGGCAUGGGAGCUCUUCAGCCACGAGGUGGUGCACAACGAGGAGCGCCCUUUCCGCUGCGACCUCUGCGAGGCCUCCUUCAAGCGCCACUCGGACUUCAAGAGCCACCGCCUGGUGCACACGGAGGAACGGCCCUUCCGCUGCGAGCUAUGCGGCAAGCGCUUCAAGCGCUCGUCCAACCUCCAGGAGCAUCGCCGCAUCCACACCGGCGAACGCCCCUUCCACUGUGCCUGCUGUGACAAGAGCUUCAAAACACCCUACGAGCUGCAGCGCCACACGCUCACACACUGCACCGAGAAGCCCUUCAAGUGCGCGGACUGCGGGAAGGACUUCCCCACGUCCAACGCGCUGCUCCUGCACCAGCGGCAGCACUGCGAUGACAAGCCCCAUGUCUGUGGCGUCUGCGGCAAGAAGUUCACCUAUGGGCACAGCCUCAAGGUGCAUGAGCGUGUGCACACCGGCGACCGCCCCUUCGUCUGUCCGCUCUGCGGCAAAGGUUUCAAGCAGUCCAAUGCCCUCUCCUCACACGAACGCGUGCACACGGGUGAGCGCCCCUUUGUCUGCAAAACCUGUGGGAAGGCCUUCAAGCAGUCGUCCUACCUGGUGAUCCACGAGCGGGCGCACACUGGGGAGCGCCCCUAUAAGUGCGAGGCAUGUGGGAAGGCCUUCGCCCGACCCUCAUUGUUGCUGCAGCACCACCGGGUGCACAGCCAGGAGCGGCCCUACAAAUGCAGCUUCUGCCACAAGUUCUUCAAGGACCUGGCCUACCUAGCUGUGCACGAGAAGGUGCACACGGGUGAGACCCCCUACAAGUGCAGUGUGUGCGACAAAGGCUUUGCCCAUCCUUCCAACCUGCUGCAGCACCAGCGUGUGCACCGUGACGGCUGAACCCUGGAGCUGUGUGCGCAACUCAGGUGUUUCAAGGCAAAGGAGCCCACAGCCAUAAGCGAGCGUGCCACAAGCAUGUGCGCUGCAACAGAUAAGCCCCAGGCAUGCACGUUGCAGCACGUGUUCCCAUAUGUGUGCAAGCCAUGUGCAGGGGACCAGCACAGCUUCCCUAGAGAAGGCUUGUCCAGAGCCCAAAAAGCAUAUGGUGCUGCAGCUCUUCUCUUGAGCCACAGCCUGGCAGGGCCUCUGCUGCAUGGCUUCUCUCUGCCAAACCUUGACCCGUGCUGCUUUCUCCUCCUCCUCCCUCACAAAGGGGUGAUCCCACAAGGCUCUUAACUGAGCCUUUUGGUUGGGGUUGGUGCAAACUCCUCCUCCCAGCCUGGGCUAGAUGCAGGGAGGCGGUAAGCUGUGAGGGGUAUUGCUGGCUGCAGGCCAGUCACUGAAAGCAAGGUGUAGCUCCUUGCCCUCCUGGCACACUGCUGCUGUGAGGGGCAGGCAAGGGUCUAGCUGUGAGGGCAGAGCAGCCUGCAGAGGCAAGCUGAGCUGGCUGAGACUGUGGCGUGGUUGGGAGGUAAGGUCAGAAGCUCUGAAGAACAGAGCGGCAUUAGUUGGACCAUGGCAAGUCAUGUGUCUUUCCCUCUGAUGCCAGGGGAGUGCUGUUCAAUCCCACACUGUCUCUGGCCCUGGCAUGUGAGUGUAGCAGGAGGUCAAAGACUACAGUCAUCCCAGUGAGUGUUGGUCUGCCUGGGCCCCAGAUAGACUCCAUCAGCAUCUCUGUCUUGUGCUCUGGGGCAGCACUGCUGCCUCCGUGAGCACAGGGUACAGGCUGGGAGCUCCUGGGGAGCAGCCUGCCUCUCAGAGUGAGGGGCCUGCUGUCAGCUGUGGUUGAGCCCUGGCAACAGGAGGGAAUAGACCUGUCCAUGAUUUGGGGUGAAGUGCUUGCAUUGUGGGCAGAAAAUAAGAUGCCAGAGAGCAGCACCUCCAUUUUCCUCUAGUGUUUGGGCUGAGGGGUAAGCAUCCCGUCCAUAUCUCACGCUGCUACUUCUGAACAAGUUAAUUACAGUAAUGUGUUUGACCCUGCUGUGCAGGGGCUAUGAAGGCUUUUUGCCCAUUAGGCAGCCUGGUCCCCUAGGACAGAGAGCAAAGGCGUGGUUAUGUUGGCUGCAGGUUGUAUGUUUUGAUUAAAACUUGGCCUAGAGGCAUGAGAGAAGGGUCAGAUGUGGAAGUAUAGCCUUGAGAGAGGUGCUGAGUCUUACCAGAGCAGUACAAGGCCUGAACAGGAUCCACGCACCUGAUCUCGUGGUGUCCUCUGCUCCAGUGCAGCUCACUGCCAGCUCAGCUCUCCCAGCCCCUGCCUGGAGGAAAGGGCCUGUCACCUUGACAGUUGCUGCCAGUCCUGACGCUGCUGCUGUGCUGUGCCAAACCAUGCUGUGUGCAGGCCCUGGCACAGCCCAAAUGGAAGCUGUGGCUUUCUCUGUGUGGAUCCCGGCCUGCAAUGUGUCAGCUAGGCUGCGAGUCCUGCGUACUGUGUUGGUUUGAAACACUAACCCUCUUUUCUGCCCCAGGGUGCUGCUCAGGCUGGUAGGGAGCAGAAGAGGGGGGAUGCACUGCUAUGGUCUGCUUUGAGAGCCUCGGCAAGAGAAGCUCAGUGUUGUAAGGUGUUCUAUAACUGCUCAUGGGACAUUCCUGCCUAGACCUGGGCAAGAACCUGGCCAGAGUAUAAGUGAGCAGACACAAUCAGCUCCGGACUUUUCUCCUUUUUGUGCGGUGUGUGCCCAGCUCUCGCCUCCCGGAGGGCUGGAGUAUCCAAUGGCAACACCAGGCCUAGCCACCCGCACUGCUGCUGCUGAAGUCUGGAUUUGUUCUCCUUGACUGAUAGCUGCUCCUGCUGCCUCCCCCUGCUGCUGUUAGGUGGAGGAUGACACGUGGACCUUUCCCAGCGAAGGCAAGACCUGGGCCUACGCUGGGGCCCUGCUGGGCAGCGACAGAACCCCGUCCUCACGCACAUGAGCGCCCUGUGCCUGAGCCACCCUGGAGGGGCCUGGUGUCACACUAACCUUCCUGCACACCAGAGCUGUGGGACUGGAGGUGCCCGCCCUUGGACUCGUGGUCACCCUGGUCCUACUCCGUCCCCCUCUUUUACGGUUCCGAUAGCACUGGGGAAGGAAGGGGAUGCAAGGUUGUGCUCCUCAGUGCUCUGCACACUAAUUACAGGACAGUUAUUUAA